AUGGCCCACAACAACAACCAACAGUACACUUACAGCUGCCUGCCACAAGGCUACAGAUGUUCCCCUGGCCUUUUCAACAAGGCGCUGAAAAAUCACCUGCAACAGCUUGAGCUCCCAGAAGGAGUAGUGCUGAUCCAGUAUGUAGAUGACUUGCUGUUGGCCGCCACAUCGGCCACAAUCUGUCUAGAUGCCACCCAUGCUCUUCUCACCCUGCUGGCCGAGAAAGGCUACAAGGUAAAGAAGGAGAAAGUGCAGUGCACAAGACGAGAAGUGACGUUUCUGGGAAGACAGAUCUCAAAAGAAGGACUUGGAGUGUCCACUGCCCACAGACAGACUAUACUGCACCAUCCUAAGCCAAUGAUUGUUUCUCAAAUGUUGUCCUUCCUUGGACUCACAGGAUACAGCAGGACUCACAUACCAGACUACACGGGACUCACUGCCCCUCUCAGGGAUUUGCUGAGGGAAGCAGGAAACAGAAACCUCACAGCCCCACUAGUAUGGAACAUAGAGGCAGACACAGCAUUCUCAAACCUCAAACAGGCCAUGGCCCAGGCUGCUGCUCUGGCCACACCAGACUACACCAAGCCAUUUCAUCUUGAUGUUUCAGAGAUGGGUGGUGUUGUGAAUGCAGUAUUAUUCCAAAGGCGUUCAACAGACCGAUGUGUCCUCAUUUACCAUUCCUCCAAACUCGACACGGUCGAGACAGGACAAAGUUCGUGUGCCCGAUACGUUGCAGCUGUAGCGAAAGCCAUUGACAAAACCAGCCAUGUCGUCAUGGGACAUCCAACUCAGAUUCACACCCCGCAUGGAGUUGCAGCUUUCCUCCAGAGCAAAGAGUUCACCUUCAGUGCAGCCCGGAAGACUAAACUUCAGGUCCAGUGCACUCAGUCACACAUAACCUUUGUUCCAAGCAUCAACAACAUGGCCUCCAACAUUGCCAGUGGUACACCCCAUGUGUGUGGAGAACUUGCGAUCAAGGAAAACAAGCUCAGACCAGACCUGAGUGCAGAUCCCAUUCUGAAUGCUGAUGCCUGGCUGUACACGGACGGUUGCUGCUACAAAGGAGAAGAUGGCAAUGUGGCUGCCUAUGCUGUAGUGCAGCAACACCCAGAUGGAAGUCACACCACCUUGGAAGCUGGAAUCAUUCCCCAGCCAGCUUCAGCUCAGUUAGCUGAAGUCACAGCCCUCACAAGAGCCCUAGAGUUGGGGCAAGGGCAAAUUGUAAAUGUCUACACUGACUCUGCAUACGCACAUGGUGCCGUUCAGCUUGAUGGCCCGUCCUGGAUGAGACGAGGCUUCCUGACUACCGGUGAUCAACCGAUCAGACAUCAAGUUCCAAUGAGACGCCUCCUGAAUGCAGUUCUGUUGCCCAGAUGCCUGGCUGUCAUGAAGUGCAAAGGACACGACACCAACCAAACCAGAAUCAGUGCUGGAAAUAAUGCAGCUGACCAAGCUGCCAAGGAGGCAGGAGGUUACACGCCGCCUCAGAUGGUCAUGGCAUCCCCCAGCCCAGCUCAGUUCACGGAACUCACUGAAGACACGCUCAUCCAAAUUCAGGAAAAAGCUGGACCGUAUGAAUGGUCCACAUGGAGACAAAAGGGCGCCUUGAAGUCUAAAGAAGGCCUCUGGAGGUCCCAUGAUGGACGCAUAGUUGCCUCGGCAGAACUUUGUGCCAUGUUGCUCAAAGAAGCACAUGGCCUCACCCAUGAAGGAAAACUCAGAACCUUCCAGAGAAUUUCAGCCCUAUGGUGGCAUCCAAAUCUCGAGAGCAUCUCCAAUUUAUUUUGUGACGAAUGUUCCAUUUGUGGGAACCCCAAUCCUAGAAGACCUUUCCAAACGACCAUAGGUUCAUAUCCCGUUCCUGCCGCCUGUUUCCAAGACAUCAGUAUAGACUAUACAGACAUGGGUGCAGACGGGAGAGUGCAGGGAAUGAGAUACAUGUUGGUAAUGGUAUGUAGGUUUUCUAGAUGGGUUGAAGCCAUCCCCCCCAGACGGGAGGAUGCAAAGUCAGUGAUCAAGUGGCUGCAGAAGGACUUGAUUCCCCGUUACGGGGUUCCACGGUUCAUCCGCUCAGACAAUGGCGCACACUUUAAAAACACACACCUAAGAGAGGUAGAGGCUGCCUUGGGCAUUCACCACAAGUUUGGCUCAGUGUAUCAUCCACAGUCACAAGGCCUUGUAGAAAGAGCCAAUCAAACGUUGAAAGCCAAAAUUGCGAAGGUUUGUGCAGACACUAAAAUGACAUGGGUUGAAGCCCUGCCAUUGGUGUUGAUGACAAUGAGGUCGUCCCCAGGCGGUAAGACACACCUGUCGCCACAUGAACUGUUGACAGGCAGAGUUAUGCCUGGUCCACCCAGGGAUGGAGGUCACGUGCCACCCCUGGAUGAACAUUGAAAUGUCAAGUUAUAUGAAGGUUUUAACUGCUGUUACUGUAGCUCUCUCCAAUCAGGUCUCCAGGGCCCUGGCGACUGAUCCGGAGGAAGCUGCAGGACCAAAGGUAAAAGUCGGUGACUGGGUAAGAGUUAAGGUUCACAAAAGAAAGUGGCCAGAACCCAGGUGGACUGGACCGUACGAGGUGAAGGAAAUUACUUCACACUCGGCCCAGGUCAAAGGUAAAUCAGGCGCUCCUUGGCACCACCUGACACAUUGUACCCCAGCACCUUCAACUUCCUGCCCAUUGGCUGAAAUAAGAACUAAUUUGAAAAAUGGAGAGGGUAUAAGUUGUGCCUGUGUUACUCCUGGACUGCCAUGGAGUCCUGUGCGUCUUCUGGUCGUAAAAAUUACUCCCAAUAUUAAGACGUGCACAGCACAGGAUGAAAAGGGGGAGGGCCAGAAGCCUUACAGCUUACCACUGGCGUUAAACAUCACAAAGAGACGUGGUUGUAUGAUUGUAUGUCUGUUUGUUUUUAUUUGCUUCAUUCAGAAGUAAAGAAUUCCCAAAGAAAUUGUUAAAAUUACACUGUUUGGUAGCAAUUUGUUGUUUCAGAUUUUUCAAAUAUAUCCAAUCCAUUAGAGGAAAGGAGAAACGGUUUAGGCCUCCAAAUUUCUACAUAAAAUCAGAUCAUUUAAUAUCUUAUUUUAUUUUAAACCUGACACAGCAGGGCUAAUAGUAAAGACCAUUUUAAUACUCCACAAGUUACUAAUUGAUUCGUAAUAUAAAUUCAAGGAUGAGUGAUUCACUACAUCACAUUAAGGUGUCCUUUUAAAGCCCAUCUCUAAGUACAGUUUAUGUGCAAAGUUUUUCCUUCUCUUUCUCUGUUUGUAUUAUAUUUAAGUCACUUACACCCAUACAAAAGUCUCAUCCGCGACUGUGGCCUUGUGAGAAUGAGAUAACAAUGUUUUUUGUUUUUAGUCUGGUGAAGUUGCUGCUCCGAUGAAAUGAGCCCAGUGAAAGUUCAAUAACAGCUGAUCUGUUCUGCAAUGCUCAGGUUUGAUGAGAAGGGAAAUCAAGCUCUUCUCUUUGGUUGUUGAAAAGCUGUUUUAUUGACUUUUAUUAAUUUUGUUUUGUUGGCUGUGAUUCUUUUAAUCACAGCUAUGUUUUGGCAUUAAGCGCUCCAGUUCCCCAAGCAAGCACACAGAACUUGGGGCACACUAUAACUGAUACAGCCUGAAGUGCUAGCAACCUCUCAGAGCUACACCACACCCCCUCUCAAACACUGAUAAAGAUCCUCUCGGCGGGACCUGCGAACCGACACCGGAGUUUUAUUUUUCCUUAUGUUUUCUAUUUUCCUAUUCAUUUUUGAGUAUUUAACAGAGUCCACAGUGUCAGAGGUUGAUUUUGCGUUUUGUGUUACAUUUUCUCUCUAAAUCCACAGUAUC
Molecule: messenger RNA, 3819 nt
Organism: Pleuronectes platessa (European plaice)
Lineage: Eukaryota; Metazoa; Chordata; Actinopteri; Pleuronectiformes; Pleuronectidae
Product: protein NYNRIN-like
Exons: 1
Coding region: 1-2394 (797 amino acids)
Biological process (GO): DNA integration
Molecular function (GO): nucleic acid binding; RNA-DNA hybrid ribonuclease activity
Source: RefSeq, a predicted model, not a curated record